Papaver somniferum (opium poppy) is the source of this 958-nucleotide messenger RNA. RefSeq lists its product as uncharacterized. NCBI's taxonomy places the organism in Eukaryota, Viridiplantae, Streptophyta, Magnoliopsida, Ranunculales, Papaveraceae. The transcript has 4 exons. The record is from RefSeq and is a predicted model, not a curated record. The coding region runs from base 1 to 774 and encodes 257 amino acids.
AUGAUUUUACCCAAAAAUUUUGCUCUAUCUGUUAUCGAUGGUCUUCGUUUUGCUCCUGGUAGAAUAAUUCAGGGAUACUACACUGACGAGGAAGUUGACGAGGAAAUCAUUGUAGAUGAGCAGCAUGUUGAUGAAGCACAAUCUUAUUUGAGUCAUGGAGAUAUGGAGAGUUCCCGAAAUCUCGAACCGAAUGAAGAUAACGGAGUUGCCAAAGGAGAUUCCAACACCACCGAGCCUUCAAAUGGUUUAGAGACUCCCCUAGUACCAAAUACCGAAGUUGAGAAUAACGGAACCAAUGUUGAAGAUUCGAGCAAUGUGGUGAAUCAAAGCAGUAACAUCACCUACUCUCCACUUCCAGGUUAUGAGAAUAUCAUUGUUGAAGCCGUAGAGGAAACUGAGACUCCAGUUGCUAUUGAAACCGAGCAAAGAACAGAAGAGAUUGUCCCAGAAGAAGAUGUUGUAAUAACAAUGGAGGAUGCUCCAGUAAUUGAGAAUCGUGUAGUAAUACACGAAUAUCCCAAUGCAGGGAUUGUUUGUGAGCCUCCAUUUGGUGCUCAACCCCUGUAUCAUGUGUAUGUUGGUGGAUUCAGCGUUCCUACUGGGUAUGCCAACAUGUAUGAGAAGCUGUGGAAAAUGUGUGGUCAUAUUGUUGUUGCCAGGGAUCCUGAUCGUAGAUACUUCUUGGCAAUGCAAUUGGGAAACAUAUUGCAUGUUAUAGAUGACAUACGAACCAGGUCCAGAAGUACUGUUACUCGAGAUGUACUCUUUGAUUGAGAGUACAACUUGGAGAAUUAUGAGAGACUUGGCUUUAACUUGAAGUGGCUUCCUCAGAAGAUCAAUAUUAUCAAGGAUGCAGUAGUGAAGAACAUCCCUUUUACUAGUAAUGAUGUGAUGGAUAAAAUGACCAAGAUUGCUGAGCUGACCAAAAAGAUGGAGUUGGAGAGAGCAGCUUUGCAAG